Messenger RNA from Elaeis guineensis (African oil palm), 1572 nucleotides. RefSeq names its product alpha-1,3-arabinosyltransferase XAT3. The record is from RefSeq and is a predicted model, not a curated record. Gene Ontology annotation, molecular function: glycosyltransferase activity. NCBI's taxonomy places the organism in Eukaryota, Viridiplantae, Streptophyta, Magnoliopsida, Arecales, Arecaceae.
AUUUCAAAAGAUUGAAGGCUAGCGCCAGGGCCAAGAUGGCAAACAAGAUGAAGUCGGCAAGGAGCUCCAACCGAGUCGAGUCCCAAAGAUUCAGAUUAGGGGUGUUCAUCAUUGGAUGCGUAGCACUCUCCACCUACAUUGUGGUGUCUAAACCUCAAAUAGAUCCUUUUCUCACUCGUAUUGCAGGGAGUUCAAAGCCAUUAAACCCUAUCAGUCAGAAUAAUCUUGAAGCCAAAGAUCCAGUAGAUUCUCCGCAAACGGGUACGCUGCAAGAGAAUAUGAAUCCGACGAAACCAUUGUGCCAUGUUUCAGAACGACGAGGAGACCUGUGUGAAAUGGAUGGUGAUAUCAGAAUUCAUCAGAACACUUCCUCCAUUAUAUCUGUGGAACCCUUUGAAAGGAAUGAAUUAUGGAGAGUUAGACCUUACAGUCGCAAAGGAGCCGACAAUGACUUCAACAAGAUUAGAGAACUGACGGUUAAAUCGAGCACAGAUGCUCCACAAUGCACCAAAAAUCACAGCAUCCCAGCUAUAGUUUUUUCGGUCAGUGGAUACACUGGAAAUCUCUUCCAUGAUUUCACCGAUCUUUUAGUUCCCCUCUUCUUAACUGCGCGCCAAUUCAAUGGAGAAGUUCAAUUCAUGGUGACCGAUAUGAAGCAAUGGUGGGUCGACAAGUACCUACUGGUGUUUAGAAAGCUCUCUAAUUACCAACUCAUCAACUUGGAUGAGGACGACCAGGUGCAUUGUUUCAAGCAUGUGAUUGUGGGUCUCCAACGCCACAAGGAGCUAAGCAUCGACCCCAUGAAAGCUCCUUAUGGGUAUUCUAUGGUCGAUUUCACUCAAUUUAUGAGGAGCACCUACCAGUUGGAGAGGGACACGGUGACUAAAAUUGAGGAAUACCCCCGUAAGAAUCCAAGGCUGCUCAUUAUAUCAAGAAAGCGAACCCGGGCAAUCAUAAAUGUCAGAAGGAUAGUUCAGAUGGCGGAAGAAUUGGGGUAUAAAGUGGUUGUCGGCAAUGCGAAUUCAUUAUCUAAUAUUACUCAUUUUGCCGAGAUGGUUAACUCUUGCGACGUGUUGAUGGGGGUGCAUGGGGCAGGGCUCACUAAUAUGGUGUUUCUCCCACCGCAAGCUACGUUGAUCCAGAUAGUGCCAUGGGGUAGGCUGGAGAAGAUAGCUAUGACGGACUUUGGGUACCCGGCUAAGGACAUGGAUCUAAACUAUUUGCAAUAUAGUAUAAGUGAAAGAGAGAGCAGUUUGAUACGGGUGUAUCCUAGAAACCACCCUGUGUUCAAGAACCCCUCCUCAUUCCACAAUCGUGGGUGGGAUCUGGUGAAGACUACAUUCAUGGACAAUCAGAACGUGAAGCUUGAUUUGAGGAGGUUCAGGGAUGUUUUGUGGAAAGCCCUUGAAAGCCUCAUGCAAUAGAAGGGUGGUGGCAUCAAUCUGUUGAAGAACCUCUCAAAGUUUCAAUUCAAUCUUCAUCUUUUUUUUUCUUUUUUUUCCUAUAUUUUUUGGAGAAUGCUUUCAUAUGCUUAAAGAGCGUCACAAGUGAAAGGAGGCUAUGGUACAUCAC